Messenger RNA from Homo sapiens (human), 1780 nucleotides. It is a transcript of the gene SERPINA3, whose product is annotated as serpin family A member 3. The record is from RefSeq and is marked reviewed. The coding region runs from base 270 to 1541 and encodes 423 amino acids. Lineage: Eukaryota; Metazoa; Chordata; Mammalia; Primates; Hominidae. Gene Ontology annotation, cellular component: extracellular region. The transcript has 6 exons. Gene Ontology annotation, molecular function: serine-type endopeptidase inhibitor activity.
ACUACUCCAGACAGACGGCUUUGGAAUCCACCAGCUACAUCCAGCUCCCUGAGGCAGGAUGAGAUCUGCUCACCAAGCAGGAGAGGAGCAGGCAUUCUGAUUGGACUGAACCUCGGACCCCCCAUCAGCUUACAGACCGAGGAGCCAGGCAAACCUGGCUGCCCACUGGGCUCCUUUACCUGUUUGCUGUAUGAUCUUGGGCAAGCCCCCUCACCGCUCUGUGCCCGGCUUUUCCACUGCAAGAAAAUGGCAACAAUUAUGAGUUGAGAAUGGAGAGAAUGUUACCUCUCCUGGCUCUGGGGCUCUUGGCGGCUGGGUUCUGCCCUGCUGUCCUCUGCCACCCUAACAGCCCACUUGACGAGGAGAAUCUGACCCAGGAGAACCAAGACCGAGGGACACACGUGGACCUCGGAUUAGCCUCCGCCAACGUGGACUUCGCUUUCAGCCUGUACAAGCAGUUAGUCCUGAAGGCCCCUGAUAAGAAUGUCAUCUUCUCCCCACUGAGCAUCUCCACCGCCUUGGCCUUCCUGUCUCUGGGGGCCCAUAAUACCACCCUGACAGAGAUUCUCAAAGGCCUCAAGUUCAACCUCACGGAGACUUCUGAGGCAGAAAUUCACCAGAGCUUCCAGCACCUCCUGCGCACCCUCAAUCAGUCCAGCGAUGAGCUGCAGCUGAGUAUGGGAAAUGCCAUGUUUGUCAAAGAGCAACUCAGUCUGCUGGACAGGUUCACGGAGGAUGCCAAGAGGCUGUAUGGCUCCGAGGCCUUUGCCACUGACUUUCAGGACUCAGCUGCAGCUAAGAAGCUCAUCAACGACUACGUGAAGAAUGGAACUAGGGGGAAAAUCACAGAUCUGAUCAAGGACCUUGACUCGCAGACAAUGAUGGUCCUGGUGAAUUACAUCUUCUUUAAAGCCAAAUGGGAGAUGCCCUUUGACCCCCAAGAUACUCAUCAGUCAAGGUUCUACUUGAGCAAGAAAAAGUGGGUAAUGGUGCCCAUGAUGAGUUUGCAUCACCUGACUAUACCUUACUUCCGGGACGAGGAGCUGUCCUGCACCGUGGUGGAGCUGAAGUACACAGGCAAUGCCAGCGCACUCUUCAUCCUCCCUGAUCAAGACAAGAUGGAGGAAGUGGAAGCCAUGCUGCUCCCAGAGACCCUGAAGCGGUGGAGAGACUCUCUGGAGUUCAGAGAGAUAGGUGAGCUCUACCUGCCAAAGUUUUCCAUCUCGAGGGACUAUAACCUGAACGACAUACUUCUCCAGCUGGGCAUUGAGGAAGCCUUCACCAGCAAGGCUGACCUGUCAGGGAUCACAGGGGCCAGGAACCUAGCAGUCUCCCAGGUGGUCCAUAAGGCUGUGCUUGAUGUAUUUGAGGAGGGCACAGAAGCAUCUGCUGCCACAGCAGUCAAAAUCACCCUCCUUUCUGCAUUAGUGGAGACAAGGACCAUUGUGCGUUUCAACAGGCCCUUCCUGAUGAUCAUUGUCCCUACAGACACCCAGAACAUCUUCUUCAUGAGCAAAGUCACCAAUCCCAAGCAAGCCUAGAGCUUGCCAUCAAGCAGUGGGGCUCUCAGUAAGGAACUUGGAAUGCAAGCUGGAUGCCUGGGUCUCUGGGCACAGCCUGGCCCCUGUGCACCGAGUGGCCAUGGCAUGUGUGGCCCUGUCUGCUUAUCCUUGGAAGGUGACAGCGAUUCCCUGUGUAGCUCUCACAUGCACAGGGGCCCAUGGACUCUUCAGUCUGGAGGGUCCUGGGCCUCCUGACAGCAAUAAAUAAUUUCGUUGGA